Glossina fuscipes is the source of this 887-nucleotide messenger RNA. RefSeq names its product programmed cell death protein 6. Gene Ontology annotation, molecular function: calcium ion binding. NCBI's taxonomy places the organism in Eukaryota, Metazoa, Arthropoda, Insecta, Diptera, Glossinidae. The transcript is spliced from 3 exons. The record is from RefSeq and is a predicted model, not a curated record. The coding region runs from base 172 to 711 and encodes 179 amino acids.
AAACUUAUUUUUUACGUGUACUGAAGUGCAGCCCUGUUAAGUCAGUUUCAUUCUUUCAGUAAUUCAUUUAUCUCCGCAAUUGUUUUUGACUUAAAAAAGUAUUUGUGGUGUUUUAUUAUUAGAUUAUUGCUUUAACUGACGCGUAUUUAAAUUUGUUUCCUUUGUAAAUCGAUGGCUUAUAUGCACCAAUCACAAAUGCCAGAUCAACAGUUUCUGUGGGAUGUUUUUCAAAGGGUAGAUAAAGAUCGUAGCGGCUAUAUAUCCGCGGAUGAGUUACAAGUUGCUCUUUCAAAUGGUACAUGGAGUCCUUUCAACCCGGAAACAGUGCGUCUUAUGAUUGGUAUGUUUGACAGGGAAAGUCGCGGCACUGUAUCCUUCCAGGAUUUUGGUGCACUUUGGAAAUAUGUAACAGAUUGGCAGAAUUGUUUCCGUUCGUUCGAUCGUGACAAUUCUGGCAACAUAGACAAAGCUGAACUGAAGACAGCUCUCACCUCUUUUGGGUACAGACUAUCGGACAAUAUAAUUGAUUUACUUUUGCGUAAAUUUGAUCGAUUUGGUCGCGGCACCAUACUCUUCGAUGAUUUCAUACAAUGUUGCAUUGUCUUAUAUACACUAACAUCAGCAUUUCGACAACACGAUACCGAUAUGGAUGGGGUAAUAACAAUACACUACGAACAAUUUCUAAGCAUGGUCUUUUCGCUGAAAAUUUAAAAUUAGAAUGCGGUCGAGUUUUCCGCGUCAGCAGCAUUAUUAAACAUUGCCUUAAUCGGGUGCCAAAUUUAAGUAGAAAGUCAUUACCAAUAAUCCACAUAUGCGUGUAGAAAUUAUUAAUGGGGGAUAUGAUAUCGCACUUUUCUAUAAAUCAUGUAAAGUUAAUAUUAUUUUAA